AUGUCCGACGACCCGACCUUCGUUCCACACCUCUCCCCAGCGCAGAUCCAGCGCAUCCGCACCUCGCCCGCCCACAGACGCCUCAAGCACCUCGUCUACAGCCAACUCGCGCUCGCUGUGACCGGCGCGACUGUCAACCUCGUUUGCAUCAUCCUGGGGGCGGUAUGGGCGAGGGGAGUGCUCAAGGAGGAAAAGUGGCUCAUCUUCCACUACACGCUCGCGGCGCUGUUGAGCGUCAUGUGGGCCGGCUACUCGUACAUGUUCCUCUUGGACGUGCGCAACUGCGAGAUGCCUCUCCAACUGCAAGUCGACAUAGGCUGGAUCAUGAUGGCCGCCCUCUUCGCCUCCUCCUUCCUCGCCUACAUCUUCUUCAAGCUCGCGCACUAUGCGACGCUCGAGCUGUUUGAGAAGGCAUGCAGUGUGGCGUGUGAGGGAAAGAUGGCGUUUGUCAGAAUCGCGCCGGGGGUGCUAACCCUCCUAACCCCCCUCCUCUUUGCCCUCCCGCAACUGCUCCUCCUCCUCCUCCUCUACCGCACCCCAAUCGUGAACCCACCUCUCGAUUCGCAUGGCCUGCCCCUCCCUCAAGAUCCCGAGACCGGUGCGGUUCUGCCUCUCGAUGCGCGGGGGAAACCGGUUUGGCCGGAGUGGUUGAGGGGUGCGAUGGAGCCUACUGUGAAGGGGGGAGAUGGUGCGAGGAAGGAUGGGCGCGGGGGGAGUGUGAGCGACAGUGCGAGCGAGGAGGAGGAAGGGAAGGGCUUGCUCGGGGCUGACGAGAAGGCCAGCGCGGGACCUCACGAGCUUGGAAAGAGGCGUAGCGAGGCGAGGAGGAGCGCGGGACGAAGGGUGAGGCGGUGA
Molecule: messenger RNA, 855 nt
Organism: Rhodotorula toruloides NP11
Lineage: Eukaryota; Fungi; Basidiomycota; Microbotryomycetes; Sporidiobolales; Sporidiobolaceae
Exons: 5
Coding region: 1-855 (284 amino acids)
Source: RefSeq, a predicted model, not a curated record